Funneliformis mosseae is the source of this 585-nucleotide messenger RNA. Lineage: Eukaryota; Fungi; Glomeromycota; Glomeromycetes; Glomerales; Glomeraceae. The record is from the annotation of a GenBank genome assembly.
AUGACCAACCCUUCCAUGACGAGGAAUGAUAUUUACUUUCAUGAACCAGAUUGUAAAUUUGACCACCUUAUACCCAAUCCCGACAUCCUUGACAUUAUAAUAAACAACGUAAUCGAUUCUUAUUCUACUACAAAUGCAAAAAUUACACGUGAAUUCAUCGAAGAUACCAUCAAACAACCGUUGCAUGCUCUUUUAAUUCCUCCUCAUAAAUGCAAGUCGCCUUUUGCUUACCAUCAUCAUUCAAACGCUCGUACUUUAUUUAAACAAGAUUACAUUAAUAUAAUACACAAGGAGAUUUCACACACUAAUGAACAUAUUUCUCGUCCCAAUUCGAUCAAGAAAAUGUAUUCAUUAACGUCUACAUCCUCUUCUCAAACGGAUCGAGAAAUAAACAUGUUAGCCUCCCUGUGGAGCGAAUCUUCCGCGGAAGUUAGACAAGUUUAUGAAGUAUUGGAGAUGUGCAGUGAAAAAGUUCACGAGUACAUGUUCAAGGCAAAUAGGGUCAAAAAAGAACAUGAAAAGUCCAUGAAAGAACCGAAUUUAACUUGUUUUUCAAAUUCGAUUAAUUGGAUUAAUAAGGAAUGA